Molecule: messenger RNA, 828 nt
Organism: Saccharomyces mikatae IFO 1815
Lineage: Eukaryota; Fungi; Ascomycota; Saccharomycetes; Saccharomycetales; Saccharomycetaceae
Gene: LNP1
Product: Lnp1p
Exons: 1
Coding region: 1-828 (275 amino acids)
Biological process (GO): endoplasmic reticulum tubular network organization
Cellular component (GO): endoplasmic reticulum tubular network
Source: RefSeq, a predicted model, not a curated record
AUGUUCAGUGCAGUGGGGAAAUGGAUCUGGGGCUCUCAAAAUGACAAAGACUUUGUGACGAAGUAUACUGCAGAUCUAUCACAAAUAACCUCACAAAUUCAUCAAUUAGAUGUCGCGUUGAAGAAAAGCCAAUCGAUCUUGAAUCAAUGGCAAUCCAACUUAACCUUUUACGGCAUUGCCUUCACGGCAUUGGCUCUGAGCUACGUAUAUUGGGAGUACCAUGGCUUUUGGCCCUACCUCGUAAUUACUACUGUGCUUUGCUUAGGAUCGCUAAUCCUGGUUAAAUGGGCACUAACCAAGCUCUACGCUUUUUACAACAACAACAGAUUACGCAAGUUGGGGAAACUUCGUGCUGUACACCAGAAGAAACUGGAGAAGUUGAAAGAAGAAACCCAUUACAAUGCUACAAGCUCGAUAAUUCAACGGUUUUCAUCCGGUGAAGAUCAAAACGACGACGCUAUGGUACUUCUAGAUGACGAGCUCAACGCUAAAUACCAAGAACUAAACAACCUGAAGGCAGAAUUGGAAAAAUUUAAAAAGGAAAGCCAUAUAGAGGGCUUAAAAAAGGAAGAUAGUGAUGCAUGGUUCGACAAAAUCAUCGGCGCACUGGCAGGCGGUAAUGAAUUGAACUCAACUAACUCGCUGUCUCCCUUCAGAAAAAUCAUAUGUCCACAAUGUCAUCAGAGAUCCGAUUGCUACCGGUUGGCUAAUAAACCAAUUGUCUUUAUCUGCCCUCAUUGUAGUCACAGAACAGACGAAAUAAAGGAAAGAGACGCUGUCAUUGAGGCUAAACAGCCUUUGUUAUUAGAGGAAGAAAAAACAAAGUGA